Messenger RNA from Trichechus manatus latirostris (Florida manatee), 4465 nucleotides. RefSeq names its product RNA binding motif protein 6 (gene RBM6). Gene Ontology annotation, molecular function: RNA binding. The transcript is spliced from 21 exons. Gene Ontology annotation, biological process: mRNA splicing, via spliceosome. Bases 236 to 3598 code for a protein of 1120 amino acids. Gene Ontology annotation, cellular component: nucleus. Lineage: Eukaryota; Metazoa; Chordata; Mammalia; Sirenia; Trichechidae. The record is from RefSeq and is a predicted model, not a curated record.
CGGACGGCUGGACUCCAUCUCCCAGCGGGCUGAGCGCGAAAGGCGGCGGCGCAGCGCCUUUGUGGCGGUAGCGGCCCGGCGCGGAGGAAGUUCCGGUCUCCGCGGCGCUGGAUCGGUGGCGGUGGCUGAAGAGAGGGAGGAGUGGGCCCGGGGGCUGCUCUUCCUCGGUGCUGCUAUAACCAGAGUUUGAUAGAACAAGGAUCUACUUAUUGGAGCCUUCUUGACAUAGAAAGAGAUGUGGGGGGAUUCUCGAUCUGCUAAUAGAACAGGACCUUUUCGUGGGAGCCAAGAAGAAAGGUUUGCUCCCGGGUGGAACAGGGAUUAUCCUCCUCCUCCCCUUAAGAGUCAUGCUCAAGAGAGACACUCUGGCAACUUUCCUGGCAGAGAUUCACUUCCCUUUGAUUUCCAGGGGCAUUCAGGAACUCCCUUUGCAAAUGUAGAGGAACAUUCUUUCAGCUAUGGAGCUAGAGACGGACUGCAUGGUGACUAUCGAGGAGGGGAGGGACCUGGACGUGAUUUUAGGGGGGGAGAUUUUUCAUCUUCUGAUUUCCAGAGCAGGGAUUCAUCACAGUUGGACUUCAGGGGUAGGGACAUACAUGCUGGGGAUUUUCGGGAUAGAGAAGGACCACCUAUGGACUAUAGGGGUGGGGAUAGUACUUCUAUGGAUUAUAGAAGUAGGGAGAUGUCUCACAUGAACUACAGAGACAGGGAUGCUCACACUGUUGAUUUCAGAGGUAGGGAUGCUCCUUCUGACUUCAGGGGUCGGGGUGCUUAUGAUUUAGAUUUUAGAGGCCGGGAUGGAUCCCAUGCAGAUUUUAGGGGAAGGGAUUUAUCAGAUUUGGAUUUCAGGGCCAGAGAUCAGUCCCGUUCGGAUUUUAGGAAUAGAGAUGUAUCUGAUUUGGACUUCAGGGACAAAGAAGGAACACAGGUGGACUUUAGAGGCCGAGGUUCAGGUCCUACUGAUCUAGACUUUAGGGACAGGGAUACCCCACGUUCAGAUUUCAGAGGUAGGCAUCGGUCCAGGACUGAUCAAGAUUUUAGGGGCAGAGAGGUGGGAUCUUGUAUGGAAUUUAAAGAUAGGGAGAUGCCCCCUGUGGAUCCAAAUAUUUUGGAUUACAUUCAGCCCUCUACACAAGAUAGAGAACAUUCUGGUAUGAAUGUGAACAAGAGAGAAGAAUCCACACAUGACCAUACAACAGAAAGGCCUGCUUUUGGCAUUCAGAAGGGAGAAUUUGAGCAUUCAGAAACAAGAGAAGGAGAAACACAAGGUGCAGCCUUUGAACAUGAGUCGCCAUCAGACUUUCAGAACAGCCAAAGUCCACUUCAAGAUCAAGACAUGUCACAGCUUUCUGGAGGUGAACAACAGAGUUCAGAUGCUGGUCUGUUUAAAGAAGAAAGUGGUCUGGACUUUCUUGGCCGGCAAGACACUGAUUACAGAAGCAUGGAGUACCGUGAUGUGGAUCACAGGCUGCCAGGAAACCAGAUAUACGACUAUGGCCAGAACAAGUCUUUUCCUGAGGGCAAAACUGCCCGAGAUGCCCAAUGGGACCUCCAGGAUCAAGAUUACAGGACUGGCCCAAGUGAGGAGAAACCAAGCAGGCUUAUUCGAUUAAGUGGGGUGUCUGAAAACACCACAAAGGAAGAGAUUCUUAACGCCUUUCGGACUCCCGAUGGCAUUCCUAUAAAGGACUUGCAGUUGAAGGAGUAUACCACAGGUUACGACUAUGGCUAUGUCUGCGUGGAGUUUUCACUCUUGGAAGAUGCCAUCGGAUGCAUGGAGGCCAACCAGGGAACUCUAAUGAUCCAUGACAGAGAGGUCACCCUCGAGUAUGUACCAAGUCCAGAUUUUUGGUACUGCAAACGGUGUAAGGCCAACACUGGUGGACUCCAAUCUUCAUGUUCGUUCUGCAAGGGUCCAAGGGAAGAGGUAAAGCAGGAAUUAAUAUCAUACCCUCAGCCUCAGAAAACAUCUGUACCAGCACUGUCAGAAAAACAGCCCAACCAGCCCCCACGGUCAGCUGAUAAGGAACCUGAAUCCAAGAAGUGGGAAGAAGGACAAGAACCACGCUUGGGGCACCAGAAGAGAGAAGCAGAAAGGUAUCUGCCUCCUUCUCGAAGGGAAGGGCUUGCCUUCCGAAGAGACCGAGAGAAGGAGCCAUGGUCUGGGGAAACACGCCAAGAUGGAGAGAGCAAAACAAUCAUGCUGAAACGCAUCUAUCGUUCCACUCCACCUGAGGUGAUAGUGGAAGUGCUGGAGCCCUACGUCCACCUUACUACUGCCAAUGUCCGCAUUAUCAAGAACAGAACCGGCCCCAUGGGCCACACCUAUGGCUUUAUUGACCUCGACUCCCAUGCGGAAGCUCUUCGUGUAGUGAAGAUUUUGCAGAACCUUGAUCCACCAUUUAGCAUUGAUGGGAAGAUGGUAGCUGUAAACCUGGCCACCGGAAAACGAAGAAAUGAUUCUGGGGACCAUUCUGACCACAUGCACUACUAUCAGGGUAAGAAGUAUUUCCGAGAUAGGAGGGGAAGUGGCAGAAAUUCAGACUGGUCUUCAGAUUCAAAUCGACAAGGACAGCAGUCAUCAUCUGACUGCUACAUAUAUGAUUCUGCCACUGGCUACUAUUAUGACCCCUUGGCAGGAACUUACUAUGACCCUAACACCCAGCAAGAAGUCUAUGUGCCCCAGGACCCUGGGUCACCUGAGGAAGAAGAGAUCAAGGAAAAGAAACCUACCAGCCAAGGAAAGUCAAGUGGCAAGAAGGAAACAUCUAAAAGAGAUGGCAAGGAGAAGAAAGACAGAGGUGUAACAAAGUUUCAGGAAAAUGCCAGUGAGGGGAAAGCUCCCCCAGAAGAUGUCUUUAAGAAGCCCCUGCCUCCCACUGUGAAGAAGGAAGAGAGCCCCCCUCCACCUAAAGUGGUAAACCCACUAAUUGGUCUCCUGGGUGAAUAUGGAGGAGACAGUGACUAUGAGGAGGAAGAGGAGGAGGAGCAGACCCCUGCCCCGCAGCCUCGCACAGCACAGCCCCAGCAGAGAGAGGAGCUGACCAAAAAGGAGAAUGAAGAAGACAAACUCACUGACUGGAAUAAACUGGCUUGUCUGCUGUGCAGAAGGCAGUUUCCCAAUAAGGAAGUUCUCAUCAAACACCAGCAGCUUUCAGACCUGCACAAGCAAAACCUGGAAAUCCACCGGAAAAUUAAACAGUCUGAACAGGAGCUAGCCUAUCUGGAGAGAAGAGAACGGGAGGGCAGGUUUAAAGAAAGAGGAAAUGAUCGCAGGGAAAAGCUCCAAUCUUUUGAUUCUCCAGAACGGAAACGGAUUAAAUACACCAGGGAAACUGACAGUGAUCGUAAACCUGUGGGUAAAGAAGGUAUCGACAAUAGCAGCAAAGGAGGUUGUGUCCAGCAGGCCACUGGCUGGAGGAAGGGUACGGGCUUGGGAUAUGGCCAGCCUGGCUUGGCUUCAGCAGAGGAGACUGAAGGCCGGGUGAGGGGACCCAGUGUGGGGACCGCAGGAAGAACUAGCAAGAGACAGUCCAAUGAGACGUACCGAGAUGCUGUGCGGAGAGUGAUGUUUGCUCGGUAUAAAGAACUCGAUUAAAAAACGGAGACAAGUCCCACAGGACACACCCUCCUUCUUGUUUUGUUUGUCCGUCUCCUUUUGUUUUGUUACUGUUCUUGCUGCUAGAACUUUUUUAAAUAAACUUUUUUUCAAUGUGAUUAUUUUUUGUUAAAUGUUUCUCCCGAAGAUGGGUGGGAGGUGGAGCUGAUGGUGGGAGAGAGGGAGUACCUUGAUGUGGGCUCAUUUGCGAUAAUGCUGAAAUGGCAGCAAGUAGUACGGUGAGCCCUGCUGUCAAUGUGAGUGGUUGGGUUGCAGUGACCUUUGAACCCUAGCUUUUGUGAGUGCUGUCAGAUUUUUUAAAGUUAUUUUUCUAAUCUUGUCGAUGAAAAUUAGCGUCUCUUUAUUGUUUGUUUUUGAUAACUACUGGGGUUGAACAUGUUUCCAUGUUUGGUUUACUACUCAUUAGAACUUUGAAAGUCCUCUUCUGAUAUCCCCAUUGUUAUGGAGACAGUGGACAACUUUUCCUGAGUGCCUGCUGAGUGCUCAGUGCUUUUACACAUUCUGAUCACCCGGACAAGUUGGCAUAAUAGGCUUUACUAUUCCCUUCUAGCCACUGCCCCAGCUCCUCUUCCCUCCAUAGCUAAAACUCUCUAAAGAGGUAUUUGUACCCUCUUUCUCAGUUUCCCCACCAUCAUCACUCAUACCAUUUCACAGAAUUUUGCUUCAAAAGUGAGGUGGUUUGUUUUUUUUCGUUUUUGUUUUUUUUUUUUUUCUCCAAUUAAAAGGACCGUAUUCUAUGAACCCAUUAUAUAUAUUUUUCCCAAAUAAUUCCUCAAGGUAACAUGUUACAGUUGUAAGAACUGUAGUUUGCAGUUGUCUCAGGAAAAAUGCUUCUUAAGAAGAGAA